AUGGGUGUGACAGAACGACCCUCAAAUGUGUUGGGACCCAUGAACUCUGGCAAAUUCCAGAUCCGGGAACCCAAAAAAGCCCACCCAAACCUGCUUGAGCUAGAGGGUGAUACACAUGGUUUUAACGGGGACAUAUCAUCGCUCAAGAAAGGAGAUGAUAUCCCUGCGCCGGGGCCGUACAUCUACGAACAUACUGAUGGCUCUGUCAACGACGACCAAAUAUGCCCUCGCUUCUGGCGCGAGCUUUGCCCCGAUGACGCAGUGCCCAAGGUCGCCCCUAUUUCAUCGCCAGUUUGCUCACAGCCCCCCCAUCCUCCGGCAAAAGCUAGAGCUUUCUCAGCUUUGAAAUAA
Messenger RNA from Venustampulla echinocandica, 351 nucleotides. RefSeq lists its product as uncharacterized. Bases 1 to 351 code for a protein of 116 amino acids. NCBI's taxonomy places the organism in Eukaryota, Fungi, Ascomycota, Leotiomycetes, Helotiales, Pleuroascaceae. The record is from RefSeq and is a predicted model, not a curated record. The transcript is spliced from 4 exons.